AUGAGAGUGAAGCAGCGGAAGCCCGAGGCCGGUGUAGAUGGUGCUGUGGACCAGUUGCGUAGUCAGUUGGAUCAGAGGCGAGUGUUGGUGUUUAGUUUGCGUUCUGUUGUUCAGUUUACGUCGUCUAAUAACCGACAUUACGUUGACAAUGUUUACAGUGGAGUGCAGAAUGGUUUAGUGUCAGUGUUGGUGGAGUUACUGGGGAAGUAUGUGAGUGACGAAGAUAUUGUGCAUCAUCUGGCUAAGAUUUUAAGUGGGGUAACGAAGGCAUUCGAUCAGGAUCCAGAUGAGGAGGGGAUCCAGCAAGCGAUCGAUCAAGGUUAUGCAACACUGCUGGCGGGUGUGGUGGAUGCAUCCAUCAUAGUCUCCCAGCCCUCCGAUGGAUCGGUAUGGCCAGCACUGGACAGCAUUGUGAGGAUAGCAUUACAAAAUAAUGUGCUCACUGUCGAAGACACUACACUCGAACACAUUGACACGAAACUAAACGCUCCCAAGUUUACAAGACCCUAUCUUGCUGUCGUGUGCGGGCUAUUGAACCUUUAUACACGUCAACAUCCUAAGUCCACAAAGAUAGUAGACCUAAAAAUUCCAACUAAGUUACUAAACAAUCUCUACAAGAAUUCACGCCAGGGCAACAAUGCUUUCGAUUCUGAGUCACUACAAUUUUUGUCCGAGUCACUGGGCACCGUUCUCGCUAUCCUACCACCAACCGGUGGCUAUCCGGAUCAUGAAGACGCAACCGGCGUUGUCCUCAAGUUGUUAGAGUUGGUACGGGGUAAAAAGGCUCUGACUGAGACCCUUUCGCGCAUCCUUGCCGCUUUGGUUGGCCCGGAGCAGCUGAAGAAAAGUGCGGAAGCAAUCGGGAAGGGUGGAAAAGAGUCUCUGCAAGCGUUGGAAUUGUUGUCUGCACUAUCGCACUCGAGUGCGUUCACAGCUUCGUUUCAAGAUGCUGGUCCGUUGUGUAACAUACUCAACCAGUGUGAUGACGUUUUAGACGAAGCCAAGGCAUCCAGCGUCAAGGCAGCCUGCAGCAUGCUCACCGGACUACUGACGAACAACCCCAAGGAAGUAGGCAAGGCGAAUGUGCAGGAGGCGAGCGGCAAAGUGCGCGAGUUUUUGAAGAGCGUCGAGGGCAUGUCCGACGACUUGAGUGAGGCAGUCUAUGGUCUUGCCAGCGCACUCAGCUCCAGUGAUGCUGCCUUUGGUCGCAGCGUCAACUCAGGAACAGUUGAGAUAAUUGCCAAGACUGUCACCCCUAGCCAAAACCCAGAUACGGCUAUGGCAGCCCUCAAAUUGCUAUCGCACUUGCCGACAGUGCCGGCAGAUCUGGAGGCUGUCGAAGUGGCCUUUAGUUCGCCAGACAAAAGACUUAUGGUGCCCGCGGCAAAGAUUUGCGAGACCUUCAUGAGGGAGCGUAAGGAGGAGAGUCUGAUAAAGGUCCUGCCCGCGAUCGUGAACGGAUUAAAGUCACUUACAGCCGACAAUCGCGCCGAGAUGGAGGCGUUAUUGCCCAUGCUACAAAUGCUGUCGGCGGCCAGCGAGGUGGGCGGGCCAUUGGCCAAGGUCGAGUCGGACUUGUCUGUGGCGGUAUUGCGUUGUUCGAUGACAUUUGCUGAUAUACCACACAUAGUUAAAGCAUGUGAGACGUAUUUGCGGAAGACCGCUUCAACUGCAGAUAUCCAGAAGGCGAUUGAUCAGCUGGUUAAGCUCUCGAAAGAGCCGAAGAAACAUUUCCGGGAGUGUGUUGAUGCUUGUGCUACUGUACACGGUGUUAGUAGUUUGUCCGGCACAGAUGGAGUGGGUGCAGAGUCGUUGGACGGUUUGAUCAAGGCACUGGGACAUGUAUGCCAAUGCCCAUACUUCCCGGAGCAGCGUCAGCUGAUUACACACGUUUUGACAUGUGUUAAGUCACUCGCUCCGAUCGUGUCCAAUAAAGAACCGCUGAAGGAGGAACCUCACCGGCUGCUGGCUAUCGCACACUCGGCAGGAUGUCGAGCUAUUGCGGAUCAGGAACAGAACUCGACAGGCGAUUCGGUGGUGACAGAUAUCGUGCGAUGUGCGACGGUUGUAACACAGUUGGAUCAUUUUGAAGCACUGGGCAGUUUGGAGAAAUGUAUGGGUGAUAUUAGUACGUUGAUGCGCAAGUAUCCGGAGCAGCGGAAGACACAAGUUGCGUGUCUGCAGUUUCUAUCUGUAAUUCUGGCACUUAACUCGGGCGAUGUGUCGCCGGAAUUCCUGAAGUCUGGCGCGUCCAAGCAAGUGCUAGGUACCAUGAGUCGUGGUAGCGCGAUCGAAGAGUACCAGGCGGUGGGACUAAGGGUGGUCCUCACUUGCGCCAAGAAGCGACCCGAGAACGUAGACGGGCUGCGUCGGGCGGGUGUCACGGAGGUGCUCAAGAUGGUCUCAGAAAACUACCAGUCCAAGGCAGACGUUCUCAAACUCUGUCAACAAUGUCAAGCUAUUCUCAUGCCACAGGACCAGGCACGGGAUGAAGUCUUGAGUCAAAUAGAGGCACUGCAAAUUGCCGGCCGGAACCGCGAUGUCAAGACCGGCGGUGAGGCUUUGGCCACACUUGCGGGACUUUCAGCGGCUGCGGACGCGGCCAAGUUCGCCGCCAAGAACGGUGUGGGCAACGCGGUGAAUGCGUUUUUCGAAUCCAUGAAAGUGGCGCCCGCGGUACCCUUCCAGAACUUGGAGACGUGUUCGCUGGGUGCUGUACAGACAUUACGCAAUGUCGGUAACGUGGGAAAGCCGCACAGCUCCAUGCUGCUCAAAGGCGGGGCCAUCCCUCUCAUACAGACCAUUUUGGAGGAAGCGUUGCAGCAAGACAACGCAGUGGCGAGUGAAGUCGUAGCUCAGUGCCUCGAGGCCGGUCGUUGUCUACUGACCAAUGAGAGUAACCCCGCAGCUGCGCCGGGUGCACAGGAGUUCAGCGCGCGUCUUACCGAACUUCUCCCGCAGCUCGCCGCAGAUCCGAAACAGGUCAUGGGCAUUGUUUCCACGGUGGGGUUGUUGGCAUCUGAAGAAACCCUCAACGGCGCCGCCUUCAAUGCGUCAUUGCCCCGCCUCAUUGAGGUUUUGGAGCAUAGUACAUCAGAGACCGAACGUGUUGACGCGCUGCGUUGCAUCUUCCAAAUGGUCGGAAGGGAUCGUCACCAAAACAAGCUUGUUCAGAAGUUCGCUGAAGCCGGCGGCUGCGAAGCCGUCAUCCGUUGUCUCGACUCUUACGGCCAAGACGAGAACAAGACGGCCAUCUGGUGCCGCAAAGUGCUCGAGCGAAUUGUGAGCGCAAACGGCGACGGAACUGCGCUGCGUCAGGCCAUGCUGAAACGUGGAGGUAGUAAUGCGUUGGACUUUGCAGUGCGCGCACUGGGUAGGAAUCUGGGAGGUUGUCGUGACGAUGCGGACUCGACGGCCACCGUGCUGGGUAUGCUUUGCAAGCUGACCACCAAAGUAGACAAGAAACGGUUGCAGGACAUGGACCUGCUGGGUACGGUGACGGAGGCACUGGUUGUUGAUGGUAGUACGACGGAGAUGAAGGGACUGAUGGGAGAACUACUUGGUAACUUAGGUGGUGACGCGUUGGUGGACGACUACUUCCAGGAGGUAAUUGAUCUUUGCGACCGGAAGCCGGAUCGUUGGAAGAGUGAGUUGGCAUCAGUGUUGCAGAAGUUGGAGACCUUCGUUUUUUGUCACCCCGAUGACGUGGACGCAGCCUUCGGUAAGGCGCCUCAGGCCGUUUCUGCACUCGCAAGAAUUUUACCCGGUUUGGGUAAUGACGUGGAACUGUUGGAGCAUGCCGCGCUCACUGUUAAGAACCUGGCGCACCGCUUUGCGGACGACCCGAUGAGCAACUACGGUGUCCAAACUUGCAUCCAGUCUGGGUUCGCACAUACUGCGAUCGGCAUGAUCAAUGAUUCGGGCAAAUCAUCGUGUGUGCGGAAGUCCUCUAACUUCCUGCGCGACAUGUACGAGACGUUGGAGCUCUGUUGCUCUAGCGAAGUGACCUAUAGCGCGGUCGCUAAGCUGGCAACUGCUAACAGCGACGAAUUCCUGAAGAGCACUUGGGACCUACUUUACCGCUACAAGAACCAGGAGGACGUUGCGACAGCGAUAAUCUCAUUCAUCGGCCAUUUCUCGCGGAACACGGAGGCGGUAGAGGCAUUGGAACGCGCUCGCAAGACUUGCGAUGACUAUGACAAAGUGCGCGAACUUGGUGGCGAUGUUUCCGAAGCUGUUUGGAAUAUUGUCUGGAAUUUAAGACGUAAUGGUCAGAGCGUUGGUAAUGGACUGGAUGCUCUGGGUAUGAUUGCUGCGAAUGCCAGUGGCCGGUUGACCAAGGUGCUAAAUGGAAGUUCGCGGGGUGCAAAUAUCGACAAGAUUAAACAACUUGCCGAAACAGGUCCUGAGGCUGCCGCUGGUUUCGCGGGCUUCUGUCGUUGUCUCAUGACCGCUGAGGUGCCUGGUACGGAGGACAUCUGGAUGAAUUUGUUGGAGAUAUUGGUGAAGCAGUAUUACUCUAUUCGUGAUGAUGAAUCGACGGAGCAAGAUGUGCGCGAUCGGCUACUCCGACGUAUGGGAGGUUGCAUCGAAGCUUUUGCGCAACGGAAGCAAUUCAAUCUCGUACGUGGACCUCGAGGUAUUGAAUGUUUGACUGAAGCAGUCAAAGCCGAGUCGCACAAUCAGCAAGCAGCUAGAUCGCUGGUUGCAUCCUGCUUCGCUAUGCGUGAAGACUCACAAAGUUGGAACACACUCUGUAGCACCGCGCUCCCCGUCGUGGUGGUGGAGGGAUUUGAAACUGUCACACUCGAACAAGACGUGGCCGACCAGUUUUUGGACCUUUCUUUGGAAUUAGCCCAGGUUGAUGAAGACAACCUACGUAUCAUGCAAGAGACCUCUGAGAUCAUUCUGGCGACGGACUCCAUCAAGAUGAACGCACUUAGUAACGGUUACCCGGCGACUGGUGAGUUAUGUGUAAAGUGCGAUAAACUGAGGGGUUUAUUGGCGGCUAAGUUGGAGCAGAAACUUAAGCUGGAAACGGUCUACAAACGCUGGGUGGCACGUAUCGACCGAAAUGGAGGCUCUCCCGAGAUCCUGGAGCUUGGUACGAACGCGGGUAAAGACCUUUUGGCGGAGUUUGAGUUUGUGUAUCGAGAGACGGAGGAGCUGUCCCGGAACCUGAAGCUGCAGGCGGUGGCGCAGGACCCGGUUGCGCGGGAGUUCUGGUUCGGUUGUCACUGUUUUACGUUGUUGCAUCAAUUGCCUCUGAAUGCUCGUUUGUUGUGCGAAGCGCGAGGUACAACACACGUGUGGGCGGUGCAGGCACUAAAGAAGCAGCCGUUGGAGGAGUCACUGCAGACAGUGGUGGAGGCUGUGGUAGAUGCAGUAAAUAACGCGCCAGAGGACUAUGCAGGCGUGGAGGGUAUGGCCGCAAUCGCAGUGGAAGUUGUGCGAAGGUGUACUGAAAAGGCAAAGUGUCAAGAGGGCGUGACGUCAUGGACUGUUGCUCGGGUACCAACCGACCAUGGCCCUUUCGUAAGCGAUCCCGGUGUGGCGGAAGAGUUGUCUCGGAGUGUCGAGUCCUGGAUGGUUGAACGUCUAGUCUUUAUGGCGAGGCUGUGCUCUCAGCGGACAUUUUAUAACGAUACAGAGGCGCUGAAUGCACUGAAGUACGUCUGGACGUUGGUUGAUCGACAAGAGUUCGGUGUAAGCACGCUUAAAAGUCUGAUGCGUGUGUUGCGGGCAAUGGCCAAUGAGGGGAUCUGUGAAGAAUUUAUUGAGCUGAAGUACCCGGAAGCAUUGUUAGAAUUGGUGGAUGGGUUGAGUACACCGAAAGAUCUUUUGGCUGACGUUCUUAUGGUCAUCGGAUUCAUGGCUUCGUUCACGAAAACCAAGAAUUACUUUGGCCGACUUGAAGGUGUCCGUCGCAUCGUGGCGCUGCUGAAGAGGUCAGAGAAAGAAAAACCCUCGGCGUCAUUAUCGCGUGUGCAACAGAAUGCGUGUCUCGCUAUCGGCAACCUUGUGCUCGGACAUCCCCAGAAUGGAACCUUGUUUGGCAAGGAGGGUGGGGUCGACCUCACCAACCGAAUCCUAAACCGCGCGAUGGACAGCAAGGUCGAUUAUGACUUAGCAAACGCUGCCUGCGUCCUUAUGUGCAAUGCUUCCUUCAAGCGAGACGACUUCAAAGAGGCCUUCGGACGCGCGAACUCGCCUUCCUUCAUCCUCCAGUGUUUCCGAACCUACGACGGAGCAGACGUGCCGGCCGCACACCGUUGUCUCGGCUCCAUGUUCAAGGCCGUCGGUAACCUCGCCUUGGUGCCGUCGAACGUGCAGCGGUUCCUGGAUGGCGAUAUUGGUGGCUGUAUGAAGAUCUUCUACCGACGCGCCGAUUCGGUUCCCGAUGAGCUCUUGCUGGUCUCGCUCAAGACGCUCUCAAACUUAACGCUGGAAAAUGCAGACGCGUUCAUGAACCACUUUGGAGCGAUAUUGGUGCCCCUAAUCGAUAUCAUUUCUUCCGGGAAGCACAAUCAUGCCGGCCUCAUGGCGUUCAUGUGCGAUACGUUUGCUUCGCUCUGUCGAAACGUGGACAAUCGUAAAGUCUUUCUCUCGCACCAGGGCGUUGAGCAGUCGAUAUCGCUGGUGAAUGAGUUCAAGGACGAGCAGCUAUACAUCAAGGCGCUGGACCUCUUCGCCGUCCUCGGUUCCUACUCGGAUGCCGCGCAGCGUAUGGCGGACAACGGGCUUUUCAGCUUCAUCCUUGGCGUCCUGGAGGAAGGCGACGACUUGGAUGCACUGACGGUCGUGGCGGCGCUCCGCGUGAUUCGCCGGCUCGUUGCUGAUAAGGCGGUUAGCGAUAUGUUCAUCCGCGCCUCGCCCAUGGCGUUGUUAACUGAGUGCAUCAAGGCUGCAGCGCCCUUCGCUGAAGACUCUGUGCCCUCGGCGCUUACAGUUAAGGAAGUAUGCCACAUUCUACUAACCUUGAUCUACCUCCAUGCGUCCGAGUACGGCUCAGAUGUGGACUACCAGAACGCGGUGAACCCGAGAGAGGUCGCUUGGGCCCAGGAGUUGUUGUCCGGUGUGGCCAUUCGUUCGCAGCAAUUCUCGCGAGUCUUCUCUCGCCGUGUGCCAGCUUCAGAUGUUUCCGAAGAAGGUUCCGACGACUCCGAGGACACUCGCGGUAGCAGCGCCGCGGACAUGGUUUCCGCCAGCUCGGAGGCCAGUGCGGAGAUCGGGAACGACGAAGAGGGCAGUCCCGUUGACCUGCACACACCCCCUCGGAGAGACGAAUCGAAUUCUCAGACCGAUAGCAACGUCAACAAGCGGGACAUCCUUGUCAAACCGAAGGGUCCGCGCAGCUACUCCGAGAUCGGCCUUGACGCGAAGGCGCUCACAUUAAUCUCCCGCGCACUGUUCGUCAUGUUCCUCGGGCAACAUGAUGACGUGCUACACGUCGACAAACUGAGCGAGUUCGGACUCUCGCUCCUCGCCUAUACGGCUUGUGAGAAACCCGACGGGUGCGGUCUCGUCUUCACCGACUGCAACGCAGAUGUUGGCCUGCCUCUACUAGUCUCCAAAAUCUUCGGCCAUACCAAGACACAGAAGGGCGAAGGAAAAAUCAGACUACUGGCCGUCGGAGCGGAUCUCGUAGGCAACGCAUGCUGCAUCAUACCCGCCAACGAAAUAGCUGCAAUUUCUAACAGCACUGAUGCUAUGGGCGCCCUUCGAAGCGCCGCAUCCGCACUCACCAAGAAACGGGAGGCGCCCCUCCGCAAACGCAUCGACGACAUCUGGAGCCUGCUCGAAGGCAACAAAGAUGCACCUAGGCCCGAAGCAUUCUACUCUCUAGCCACGUACGAAUUCCCCAUUGACGGACUCCAACUUUCCCGAGAGGAAUUCCCCAACGGCGUUCAAGACCUCCCCGGCAAAAUUAGAAACAAGAUCAGAAAGGGAGGAAAGAGCAAAUGCCUAAUCAAAAACGAAGCCGGCCAAUACACACUCAAACCCCUCUGGUGGAAGAGCUCGGGUGACAUGAGCGAACUACGGUUCAUGACCGACGCCAGCUCACAAAACUACGACUUCCACAUACCUCUUAGCAGGGUACGCAAAAUCGUCAGAGGCACACAGGACCCCGACUUAACUGAACAAAUCAAACAAUUAAAAGGUAACCACGACCACACAAAUCACAACACACUAGUUCUUCACUCACUCGCUCACACCUGCCAGCUCAGGCAGCUCGAUCACUCUAUAGUUUCCGCCAUCGUUCCUUCAGUAAAAACGCGACACAUCGUGUCUGUCUGUGGAGGUGAUGCCCCCGAAGUGAAUAUGGUGUUCUCGAAUAGGAUCAAGACUUCAAGGAUGUAUGAACGGAUCGCCACGUGGCACGCGGCAGCCACUCGUUAG
Molecule: messenger RNA, 8400 nt
Organism: Gregarina niphandrodes
Lineage: Eukaryota; Apicomplexa; Conoidasida; Eugregarinorida; Gregarinidae
Exons: 1
Coding region: 1-8400 (2799 amino acids)
Biological process (GO): positive regulation of GTPase activity
Cellular component (GO): cytosol
Molecular function (GO): guanyl-nucleotide exchange factor activity; protein binding
Source: RefSeq, a predicted model, not a curated record